CCCACCACAGGCUAUCAGUCAGCUGCCUCGACGCAACACCGUCACAUACUUCCUCGCUUUCUAAUACUAUAAGGAUGGCACAUCACAAGCCUCGUAGCAUGCCCGUAGGGCAACGCAACGUCCUGCGGCCAAACGACUCGGCCUCACUGUGGAACUGCACACUCUCUCCCGGCUGGUCGCGAGAUGAAGCCGACAUACUCCGCAAAGCCCUCAUGCGCUUCGGAAUAGGCAACUGGAAGGAUAUCAUGGAGAGUGGGGCACUGCCGGGCAAGACGAACGCACAGUUGAAUCUGCAAACACAGAGGAUGUUGGGGCAACAGAGUACGGCAGAGUUCCAAUUACUCCAUAUCGACCCGCUUGUGAUUGGAGAGAAGAAUGCGCAAAUACAAGGGCCGGAUGUGAAGAGGAAGAAUGGGUUCAUCGUCAAUUCUGGAGGAAAGGUGACGAAGGAAGAGAAGCUACGAAGAAUUAAGGAGAACAAAGAAAAGUAUGAACUGCCAGAAGAGGAAUGGCGAGCGAUAGAACUUCCGAAGAUAGACGAGCCAUCAGCGCUUCUGCAAGCGAAGGAAGAGCAAAUAAGAAAGCUCGAGCAGGAGCUCGCACUAGUGCGCAAACUCAUAGCCGCGAAACGGGAAGUGCCAGAAAACGACGAAAACGUAGAUGUGCUGGGGACGGAUGUCGAUUCGAAUGGACCAAAACGGCAGAGAAUGGAGGUUGUAUGAUGCAUCACGCCGCGAGGGAUCCGGGCAUGUGAGAAGGCGUAUUCACGUGCAUAUUUUUGGCGGUGGUCGGCGUACAUGUGACGAAGUCUCGUUGUCAUUUUGCGAGAAUUCCUGAAAGACAGCCGACUAGGCUUUCAGAACGGCGAGCCCGGAAGAGACCACUUCUGAUGUCUGAUAGGAUAGACGGUGUCUUUUCAAAU
Molecule: messenger RNA, 922 nt
Organism: Fimicolochytrium jonesii
Lineage: Eukaryota; Fungi; Chytridiomycota; Chytridiomycetes; Spizellomycetales; Powellomycetaceae
Exons: 5
Coding region: 75-722 (215 amino acids)
Source: RefSeq, a predicted model, not a curated record